This is a messenger RNA of Hemibagrus wyckioides, 3061 nucleotides long. RefSeq names its product molybdenum cofactor synthesis 1 (gene mocs1). The record is from RefSeq and is a predicted model, not a curated record. Gene Ontology annotation, biological process: Mo-molybdopterin cofactor biosynthetic process. Bases 50 to 2314 code for a protein of 754 amino acids. NCBI's taxonomy places the organism in Eukaryota, Metazoa, Chordata, Actinopteri, Siluriformes, Bagridae. The transcript is spliced from 11 exons. Gene Ontology annotation, molecular function: 4 iron, 4 sulfur cluster binding; GTP 3',8'-cyclase activity; metal ion binding.
ACGAACCGAGUUGACGCUUCAGACUUGGAGCUGAAACUCUGUGCAUGAGAUGGCCUUUUACAGCGGCCAGUGUGGCCGACUUUUCUCAACUAACGCUUUUCUUCCUCUGCGGAUUGUGAAAGUGUCCUCCAGAGAGCAGGCGUGUAAGCAUUAUUCCCGGGCGACUCGGGGAGAACAUCAGGUUAAAGCGGCAGAGGCGAGUGCUACACCUUACACCAGCGCUGCAGCUUCUAGCGUUAACCUUAAACACCAAAGCGAGCAGGACCUAACUAUAGCAGACAACCGGAGGCGGGUUUUAAAGGACGUCUUACCUUUCUCAGCAUUCCUCACGGACACAUUUGGAAGGAGACACAAUUAUCUGCGGAUUUCCCUUACAGAAAAAUGCAACCUUCGCUGUCAGUACUGUAUGCCAGAGGAAGGGGUGAAGCUGAGUCCGAAAGAGCAGCUCUUAUCUACAGAGGAGGUGCUGACUCUGGCUCGGCUGUUUGUUCGAGAGGGGGUGGAGAAGAUCCGCCUGACUGGAGGAGAACCCCUUAUCCGCCCUGACGUCCUACAUAUAAUCGCGGAAUUGAGGAAAUUGGAGGGUCUGAAGACCAUCGCUGUAACUACGAAUGGCAUGAACCUCGCCAGGCUGCUGCCCGGUUUAAAGAAAGCCGGAGUGAACUUGCUGAACGUCAGUCUAGACUCAUUAGUGCCAGCCAAGUUCGAGUUCAUCGUUAGACGCAAAGGUUUCCAUAAGGUGAUGGAAGGAAUUGAUAAAGCCAUUGAAUUGGGUUACAAUCCAGUUAAGGUGAACUGCGUGGUGAUGAGAGGCCUGAAUGAAGACGAGCUCCUGGAUUUUGUGACUCUGACAGAGAGGAAGCCCCUCGAUGUGCGCUUUAUAGAGUACAUGCCCUUUGAUGGCAAUAAGUGGAACUUCCGCAAGAUGGUGAGUUACGCAGAGAUGCUGGACCGCAUUAAGCAGCACUGGCCGAGUCUGGAGCCGCUUCCUGGGGACGAGACAGGGACCGCCAAGGCUUUCAGAGUACCAGGAUUUCAGGGCCAGCUGGGUUUCAUCACCUCCAUGUCAGAUCAUUUCUGUGGCUCCUGCAACCGUCUGCGCAUCACAGCCGAUGGCAACCUGAAGGUGUGUUUGUUCGGAAACUCAGAGGUGUCUUUGAGAGACUGUUUGCGCUCUGGAGCAUCUGAUGAGGAACUUCUGCAGAUAAUAGGAGCUGCAGUGGGGCGGAAGAAGAAACAGCACGCUGGCAUGUUCAGUAUAUCCCAGAUGAAGAACAGGCCAAUGAUCCUCAUUGCUGGAGAACGCUGCCGGCCUGCACCCACAUUGAGAAGUGAGCUGAGGAAGUAUCCGGUCCCUACUCUCCACACACCUCUGCCAGGCCGAGCAUCACCACAUUUUAAGAACCCUUAUUACCUACACUACAGCGUCCAAACUAGCGAGGACUUAAGCAGCAGCACUUUUACCAUGAAUGCACCAGCUUCUACAAACUUCGGCAGCUCUCACGAGAGGGAGAUGCCACAAGAUGUUUACCAUGUCCAUCAGGGAAGGAGGCAGGCUUUCCCUGAGGAAUUUUGUACUAAUGAUUCUGUGUAUGCUUCCAGUUCUGAAACACACACAGGUAGAUUUGCACGGCUGAGACACGCACAUAGACUUGUUGGCUAUUUCGGGAACGACUCGUUGAAGGGCAUCCAGUAUUUCUCCACAUCUCUUCUUAGCACUUUAAUCCCUAAACGGAAUCACAUAAUGCAGCAGAAUGUAAGGGAGUGUCACAACCAAAAGGAUGCAUGCGAAAGCUUCAGUGUAUCCUGUCACACUCCAAACAAAGAGGAAACCUCUGACCAGCUCACCCACACCGACGCUCACGGCAGGGCCUCGAUGGUGAACGUCGGACAUAAAGCAGUGACGCGUCGUACUGCCACGGCGAGCGCCAGGGUUCUCCUAGGCGCCAAAGCUUUCAGCCUGGUCCGUGCCAACCAGAUAGCUAAGGGUGACGCUUUGGCGGUCGCGCAGCUAGCGGGCAUCAUGGGCGCUAAACAAACAUCCGGUCUCAUUCCUCUUUGCCACCCUGUAACCCUUGACCACACCUCCAUCACUGUGGAGCUACUGGAAGAGGGGAAUGUGGCCGUUGUCUUGGCAACUUGCCAGGCAACAGGCCGCACCGGAGUGGAGAUGGAGGCUCUGACAGCCGCGUCCAUCGCCGCCCUGACUCUCUAUGACAUGUGUAAGGCAGUCAGUCGUGAUAUAGUUAUAACUGACAUCAGACUUUUGAGUAAGACUGGAGGAAAGCGGGGUGAUUUUCACCGUACCAUCUAAUACUAAACCACGCACAGAUCAUCCAUAAACACAAUGUAGCUACAUCAAGCUGACAUAUUCGCCCGUAACAAAGCUCUUUAUGGUGCCUUUAGAAUUCUUGAAUAUUGUAUUCAUAUACUUUUUAGUGUCCAUUGCCUUUGUAGCAGAAUUCUACAUCCUGACUAAAAUUCUUCUGUAUUUUUUUAGAGUGAUAUUUGAAAGACAGCUUUUGAAGUCUUGAGUGUUAUUUUUUGAAAAGGCACUUAGUGUUGUAUCAGGAUUGUCACAUGAUCAUUAUGAAUGUAUUAAUGACCUGUGGAGUCAAGGAUCCAAUCACUGUCCUUGACAAAAAAAAAAAUUUUCUGUAUAGACAUGUUUUACCUUGCAGCAAACAGCGUAUUCCACCUCAUGCUGAUUUGGGUGGAAAUUCAGGAACUGUGAGUUGUACAGUUUCUGGACCUAUCUACAGGAGUUCUUUGUAGUGAACAUGUCUGCAAACAGCAUGGACUUCAGUGUGGACUGAUUACUGGACAUCAGAGGCAAAGUUAGGCCUGGUCCCAACUAUCAUGCCAGGUUUUAAGCCAAUAAGGUAACUCAUUUCGCCAAUUCCUACUCAACUGAAAUGACCGAUGAUAGAAAUAUGGGUUUGCCUGAUUUAUAGCAACCACAGUUUCUCCAUCAUCCUCAUAUUCAUGGUUAGAGUUUAUGUGUGAUGACUUUGAUGCACUGAACAGAGAGGAAAAAAACAUUCUCAAAGACUGCAGUAGA